AUGAAGUCUUCAGUCUUCUUCGGCACGGCUCUUGCCGCCUUUGCUAAGCUCGCUUCAGGUGCCGGCGUCACCGGCGCUGCCGAGGGCUUCGCCAAGGGAGUUACCGGCGGCGGAAGCGCCACGCCCGUCUACCCCACAACCACCGCCGAGCUUGUGUCCUACCUUGGCGAUAGCUCGGCACGGGUGAUCAUUCUUACGAAGACAUUUGACUUCACCGGCACCGAAGGCACCACAACGGCGACUGGGUGUGCACCCUGGGGAACGGCUUCUGCCUGUCAGCUUGCCAUCAACCAAAAUAGCUGGUGCGACAACUACGAGCCAAACGCGCCAAAAGUGUCAGUCAGUUAUGACAAUGCCGGCACUCUGGGCAUUACUGUGAAGUCCAACAAAUCACUGGUCGGCCAAGGAAGCGCCGGUGUCAUCAAAGGAAAGGGCUUGAGAAUUGUGUCUGGAGCCAGUAACAUCAUCAUCCAGAAUGUUCACAUCACAAAUCUCAACCCCAAGUACGUCUGGGGCGGUGACGCCAUCACGCUAGACAACACUGAUUUGGUGUGGAUCGACCACGUCAAGACUUCACUCAUCGGAAGACAGCAUAUCGUCUUGGGUAGUAACCCAUCUAAGCGCGUCACUAUUUCUAACUGUGAGAUUGAUGGCAGCACAUCGUGGUCUGCAACUUGUGAUGGUCACCACUACUGGGGCCUCUAUUUUACCGGCUCUAGCGAUUUGGUCACUCUCAAGGGCAACUACAUCCACCACACCUCUGGCCGCUCACCCAAGGUCGGUGGAAACACAUUGCUUCACGCUGUCAACAAUUACUGGUAUGCCAACAGUGGGCACGCGUUUGAGGUAGAUUCAGGCGCCAUGAUUGUUGUGGAGGGCAGCGUGUUCCAGAAUGUCGCCAACAUGGUUGACACCUCGAGCAUUGGGGGGCGCAUAUUCACCAGUCCUGACAGUAGUACCAAUGCCGCCUGCUCAAGCUACUUGGGCCAUGCCUGCCAGGUCAAUGCGUUUGGUAGCACCACUAGUUACGUGGGUACGGACACAAGCUUCUUCUCCAACUUCGCGGGCAAGAAUGUCGCCAGCGCCAGUACGGCAACGAGUGCUCAGAGCACCGUGCCGAACAAUGCAGGUAUUGGAAAGAUUUAA
Molecule: messenger RNA, 1146 nt
Organism: Phaeoacremonium minimum UCRPA7
Lineage: Eukaryota; Fungi; Ascomycota; Sordariomycetes; Togniniales; Togniniaceae
Product: putative pectin lyase protein
Exons: 2
Coding region: 1-1146 (381 amino acids)
Molecular function (GO): pectate lyase activity
Source: RefSeq, a predicted model, not a curated record